AUGGCCGACAAAACGUUGACACACGGCAUGCUCGAUGGAGCAUGGAUGCCGCAAGAUGCAGAGACAAACAAGGAUAGGUGGAUGCACCGACUGACAUCCGCUGAAGUUGAUGGUCUCGACCACGCUCUUCGAACAACCCAAUCACGAGGACAUACGGCCUGCGAUACAAUGACCAAGGAAGAUUUUCCUCUCAACACGGCCAUGGUCGAAGUCUUAAAACAAUUGCUUGACCACGUCGAGAACGACAUGGGAAUGUUCGUGAUUCGCGGCAUUCCAGUCGAGAGGUACAGCAAGGCUGAACUGAGAAUGCUCUACUGGGGUAUCGGCCUCCAUCUUGGGACAGCUGUGACGCAGAGCGGCAAGGGCGAUCUCCUCGGCGACGUCAAGAACUUCGGACAGAAGACGACACCAAACGCAAACACUGGGAGAGUCUAUAUGCUCAAUGUCGGCUUGUCGUUUCACUCGGACAGCUCGGACAUCGUAUCUUUGAUCGUCCUUCGCACUGCUCCGGAAGGCGGCCGCAGCAUGAUCUGCAGCUCCAUUGCUGUACGCAACGAGAUUGCGAGGCGCCGGCCUGAUCUGCUGAAGGUCCUGUACGAGGACUUUUACUGGAGCUGGAAAGGAAGCGGACCUCCUGGAUUUCCGAAAUGGUAUAAACAACCAGUGUUCACUGAGCACAAUGGCAAAUUCUCUGCGCGCCAGGUUCCGCCCCACAUUGAAUCUGCGCAGGACUUCCCUGAGGUUCCACGACUUGCUGAGAAGCAGAGGGAAGCUUUUAACUUUGUUGACAAGGUCGCGAACGAGGAGCAUAUGCACUUCGGAAUGAUGUUCGAGCCUGGUGGCAUCCAGUUCUUGAACAACCAUAUCACAUUCCACGCUCGUACUGAGUUUACAGAUGGCGACACCGAAGACACCAAGAGACAUCUGCUACGAAUGUGGCUCGCGCCAAAGAAUAGCAGGCAACUCAGCCCAUCUUGCGGCUUCUUCGCGGACAAGACAGCUGGUGUUGUGCGUGGCGGCUUCCCAGGUGCAACAGAAACUCUGCUGUACGAGACACCAGCUGUUGACUUGUGA
Zasmidium cellare ATCC 36951 is the source of this 1074-nucleotide messenger RNA. RefSeq lists its product as uncharacterized. The transcript has 2 exons. Bases 1 to 1074 code for a protein of 357 amino acids. The record is from RefSeq and is a predicted model, not a curated record. Gene Ontology annotation, molecular function: oxidoreductase activity. NCBI's taxonomy places the organism in Eukaryota, Fungi, Ascomycota, Dothideomycetes, Mycosphaerellales, Mycosphaerellaceae.